Molecule: messenger RNA, 1542 nt
Organism: Pestalotiopsis fici W106-1
Lineage: Eukaryota; Fungi; Ascomycota; Sordariomycetes; Amphisphaeriales; Sporocadaceae
Exons: 8
Coding region: 1-1542 (513 amino acids)
Molecular function (GO): oxidoreductase activity, acting on paired donors, with incorporation or reduction of molecular oxygen; monooxygenase activity; iron ion binding
Source: RefSeq, a predicted model, not a curated record
AUGGAUUUUACACAGACUGCUUACCAACGUCUGGCAGACAAGUGGCCAGUCGUCCUCGUUGCCGUAAUAGCACUCGUCGCCGCGGGCGUUGUCCCUCACCUGCUUAAUGCACUACAAAUCUCCAAAAUCCCCAUCAUUGGUAGCGAAUUGGGAAGUCUCGACAAGCGGAGGCAAGCCUAUAUACACUCGGCGCGGAAACUGUAUAAUGAUGGAUACCACAAAUUCAAGGAUGGGAUUUUCCAAAUCACCACGCCGCGAGACACGACAGUGGUAGUUCUUAGUCCCAAGUACUUGCCUGAAUUGAAGAAACUGCCCGAUCACACGGUCAGCAUGGAUGGCGCAGUCAAUGAGACUAUCGAGGCCAAGUAUACCAAGAUCCAAUCGACUGUUCCCAUUAUUCCACACACCAUCAAAGCGGAUCUGACGCCUGCUCUCACCCGCCUGAAUGCACUGAUUGCAAAUGAAUGUCGCGAAUGUCUCGACAUUAAUCUGCCCAAAUGCCCUGACUGGACGUCAAUCAAUGUGCACCACAAACUCCUCCGAAUUGUGGCCAUGGUCUCAGGGCGCAUGUUUAUCGGACCUGAGCUCAGCCGCACCGAGGAGUACCUGGAUGCUGCCAUCAACUACACCAUGGAGGUCAUGACUGCGCAACGCGCCGUCGUGAGAAUGAACCCGUGGUUGCGACCUUUCUUCGCCUCCCGGCUCCCGGAAAUCAAGAAGCUUGAGCGGAGAAAAAAGGAAGCUUAUGACUUCCUCAUGCCCAUGAUUGAAGCUCGCAAGCAGUCCUUCCAGGAUUCCAAGGAUGAUGGACCAGACGACAUGCUGCAAUGGCUCAUCAGAAACUCGCCCAAAUUCACUGAUGUACACAGUCAAAAUCUGGCCGAGGUGCAGUUGGGUCUUAGUUUCGCGGCUAUACAUACAACGGUCUUGGUCGCGACAAACGUAUUUUAUAGCGCGGCAGCGUCGCCAGAGUUCAUUCCAGAGCUCCGCGAAGAAAUUGAGGGCGCUCUUGCGCAAAACAACGGUGUCUUUACCAGCCAAGCGCUACAGGCCAUGACCAAGCUGGAUAGCUUCCUCAAGGAGACUCUUCGCGUGUAUCCAGCAACCAUGGCAUCUUUCCAACGCAAGGUGCUGCGGACAUUUACGCUCUCCGAUGGCCGUGUAAUUCCUGCCGGUGUGACCAUUGAAGUCCCUGCCGUCGCCAUCAGCUCCGACCCCGAGGUGUUCUCCAACCCUGAAGAGUUUGACCCGCUGCGAUUCCACAAGAUGCGCCAGCAUGCAAAGGAAACGUCCAACGAGAGCGGUGCCCUCAACCAGUUUGUCAGUGUGAGCGCCAACAGCUUGAACUUUGGCUACGGUCGCCACGCUUGCCCCGGUCGCUUCUUUGCUGCCAACGAGAUCAAGAUGAUCUUUGGCCAGUUUAUCAUGAAGUACGACCUCAAGCUACCCGACGGAGAGACGAAGCGGUAUCCCAACAUGGAAUUUGCACACAUGUCUAUUCCUGAUCCCAAGAAGGAGAUUAUGAUGCGGGAGCGCCGCUAG